Messenger RNA from Blastomyces dermatitidis ER-3, 2409 nucleotides. RefSeq lists its product as uncharacterized. The coding region runs from base 1 to 2409 and encodes 802 amino acids. The record is from RefSeq and is a predicted model, not a curated record. The transcript has 4 exons. Lineage: Eukaryota; Fungi; Ascomycota; Eurotiomycetes; Onygenales; Ajellomycetaceae.
AUGGCCAUAUGGCCCUUUGGCCGCCGUAGGAAGCGGCCCCGAAAGGCUGCGGAUAACGAGGCUUUUUCGGGUUCUGCAGCACCUGCUGGCGGUGAUGCUCUGGUACAUGUACUCUCUCGUGGCUUUGGCGGCCAUGGCUCCCAUCAACAUCAACCUAAUUCCCAUAGUUCCAUCUCGGGCUCUGGAAAAGCUACCAGGAGAGGCAGCAAGCGGAGGAAACGAAAUAAUAUCCCCCCUACAACAGCUUAUGAUCUACACCACCGUAACGACAACGACACUGUCCGUCUGACUGAUUUACCUCCCGGUGCCAUGUCCAUCGCUUCCGCUCGCUUCCAUCGUCAACCUGCUUCGGUUGAUUCUUCUCUCUCGAGGAACUUUGCCUUAUCGCCCUCCAACUAUCACUACUCCCCAAGCACCGCCUCGCAGACGAGCCUUGGACAAGCUGCUCCAACACUACACGGACGGAAUGAUUAUUCGAGGGAGUUGGAAAUUAAAAUUAUGACCAGCCACGUGACUGUCCUACGACGACCUUCUAUUGUGUCCCCUCCCCUGGAGUGGUGGGAGUCCCACAAGCGAGGGACGAGAAACAUAAAACUGCUCAUGGGCCGCUCUUUCGCGGCUUUGACACCGCGGCCAAUUCUGAGAUAUGCGGAACAACCGCGGUACGGACUGGCGACAAGGGGUCAUUCUCGAGCAUCCACAAAGAAAGACUGGAGACAGGUUAUCCCGGCGGAAGAUCUUACACGUAUAUCCCGCAUCCACGAUCUAGCAGAUGAUAUGGAUGCUAGUGCUUUGAAAGAGCUGAUGGAAAGAGAUCGCCGACGAAAGGAAAUGAAGCGGCUAGCUGACCAACAGAAGCUUCAGAGAAAACUACAAAGAAGAGCAGACUUUCAGCGUGAACAUGAACGACGCAAUCCUCCAGUACCAUCGCAACUUGCAACUUCAGGAGAUGGCGUUGGGCUCCCUGCUAGUCGUGUACAUGGUGCUACCGAAAAGAUUGGUGUGACUCUUUCAAGCCGUAUUGCAAAUGCCGUGAAGGCCACUGCUUCUUCAGAGUCAUGGCUACGAGACCCAUCCAAGGAAAGUCUACACGAUACACCCUCUCGUCCGAAGGACCAAACCUUGUCAAGGGUAAAUGGAAGUUCUGCUGUAUGUUGCUCGCCGCGAGGGCGUUCAAGUAACAUCAGCCGCGAUAUUAGCAUGUCGGGGAUGAGUUGUCAGCAUUCUAUUGAGCUAAGCCACGGGGCCAAAGCCGCGGACAAACUAGGUGCUUCUCAGGCCCCAGAGACCGCACGAGGAUCGGCAGGAGAUAUGCCUACACAGAAUUCUGAACUCGAGAAGGGUCAUUCCGAUAGCGCUGGAAAGCUUUCAACCUCGUGGACUGCCUUCUUCCGACGGGGGGGUUCUCGAUUUCGACGGCCAAAUGCGGAGCGGACAAAGACACCAUCAGAGUUUUCAAUCCCAUCCAGAGAAUCGUUUCAAAGAAUCAACCAGCAGCCAGCAUCAGCGCAACCCAUUCCGAUUCCGGACCGAAGCUACUUGCGCCCCAAAAUGCCUCCUCGAUCCCAGUCCAAAUUUACAGAACAUUUUACCGAGCCAAUUACUAAAUUCCCACCUCCUCCCGGGCGCGAUUUUCAAUCGUCAAGCGACCCUCAGCUUUCGUCUGCCGCUGUUGGAUUACCCAUUGCGGGUAUUACUGCUAAUAAUGAGCAUUACAACGUGGACAGGGAUUCUGCCGUUGUUACGUUUGAACAGUGUGACUGCAACCGUUCAUCUGGGGCCGGCAGCCCAGAAACCAAUGCUGAGAGCAUCUUUCUCGCCCACUCACUCGCCUCUAUAAACUCUGAGGGUUCGUGGCUUUCCGGGAGACCCUCCCGGCGCCUCUCUCAGCCCCCGAAGAAUUCAAGCAGCGCGAAUUCCACUAAAGAGAUUCUAGACGAGUAUGAAGAAUACAAGUAUAGGGUUGAUAACGAUUAUGACCCUCAACCACCUAUCCCUUUAGAGGAAGCCGUCAAUGAGAACGAAACGCUUCAUGCCAGCGUCGGAAAACGCGCUCUUCUCGUCCGCCCAGACCACCGGCAAUUCUCCAACAAGGACAAUAUCAUCGUCGACGACAACCACAAGCACCUUUACAUGGAAACAGAAGGAGGAGACAACAUGCUCGCCACAUUAGUUCCGGAAGUGCAAAGCUUUUGGAGAUUCCACGGCGGCCGUCGGAGGCUAAGCGGCUUAGUGUUGAUUCUGCAGGGAGUGGUGCGUUGCCCAAAGACGCGUAACGCCGUGGUUGGGUUGAGUGAGCAGUGGUGGAAGGAGAGAAGUGUGGGAUGGAAGGAGCUGAUGGUGGAGAUGAUUGAUGACAACGACGAAGAAGCAUUGAAGGAGGAGAAGAAGAAGAUCUUCUCGAACUGA